AAAAUGCCUCUUCACUUCUCUCCAUAGUAACACACACACAGAGACUUCUCUUGCAGAGAUUGAUAAUCACUGCAAAAUAUACACACAAAAGGGUUCUUGAAAAAGAACUGUUUUUGGAGUUUGCUGUUCAUCAUUAGGAAGAAGGAAAGAUGUCUCUGCUAAAUGAUCUCAUCAACUUGAACCUCUCUGAUGUUACUGAGAAAACCAUUGCUGAGUACAUAUGGAUUGGUGGAUCUGGGAUGGACCUCAGGAGCAAGGCCAGGACACUCUCUGCUCCAGUUUCUGAUCCUUCAAAGCUUCCAAAGUGGAACUAUGAUGGUUCUUCAACAGGCCAAGCCCCUGGUGAAGACAGUGAAGUUAUUCUCUACCCUCAGGCAAUUUUUCCCGAUCCAUUCAGGAGAGGAAACCACAUACUUGUCAUGUGUGAUGCUUACACGCCAGCUGGAGAACCUAUUCCCACAAACAAGAGGUAUGAUGCUGCCAAGAUAUUUAGCCAUCCUGAGGUUGUUUCUGAGGAACCCUGGUACGGCAUAGAGCAAGAGUAUACUCUGUUGCAGAAGGAUGUGAAGUGGCCGCUUGGCUGGCCUGUUGGUGGGUUCCCGGGACCUCAGGGGCCAUAUUACUGUGGGAUUGGUGCUGACAAGGCCUUUGGCCGCGACAUUGUGGAUGCUCACUAUAAAGCAUGUCUAUAUGCGGGCAUCAAUGUUAGUGGCAUCAAUGGGGAAGUUAUGCCUGGUCAGUGGGAAUUCCAAGUUGGGCCGUCUGUUGGAAUCUCUGCCGGAGAUCAGCUCUGGGUGGCCCGUUACAUUCUUGAGAGGAUUACGGAGAUUGCAGGGGUUGUUGUCUCUUUCGACCCAAAGCCGAUUCAGGGUGAUUGGAAUGGUGCCGGUGCUCAUACAAACUACAGCACCAAAUCCAUGAGAGAAGAUGGAGGAUACGAGAUCAUCAAGAAGGCCAUUGAAAAGCUCGGCCUGAGGCACAAACACCACAUUGCUGCUUACGGAGAAGGCAACGAACGCCGUCUUACUGGAAAACACGAAACAGCUGAUAUCAACACUUUCUUAUGGGGCGUGGCGAACCGUGGAGCCUCUAUUAGGGUCGGGAGGGACACAGAGAAGGAGGGCAAAGGCUAUUUCGAGGAUCGGAGGCCUGCUUCGAACAUGGAUCCUUAUGUCGUCACCUCGAUGAUUGCUGAGACAACCAUCCUCUGGAAACCAUAGAAAGAUCAUCAAAACUAUGGUGAUGCUUUUCACAUUCCUUCCAUCAUUUGAAGGUGUGUGGGAGGGAAGGAGGGAAGAAUUGUACCCUUGUGACUUACUUGGAUGGAAUUUGAUCUUUAUUAUCGAGUCUAAGCCAGUACAUUAUCGUUUAAACUUGAUUGAAUUAUUAUCGCACUUAAAAGAUUUUCUUUGAGUGUUUUUAGAUUAUUAGUUGAAUUGAGUUCGAAUGAGUUUUAAUCAAAUUAAAUAUGACGCAAACUCGAGUAGUUUUACA
Messenger RNA from Sesamum indicum (sesame), 1494 nucleotides. Its product is annotated as glutamine synthetase cytosolic isozyme 2. Lineage: Eukaryota; Viridiplantae; Streptophyta; Magnoliopsida; Lamiales; Pedaliaceae. The record is from RefSeq and is a predicted model, not a curated record. Gene Ontology annotation, molecular function: glutamine synthetase activity. Gene Ontology annotation, cellular component: cytoplasm.